Trichoderma reesei QM6a is the source of this 1260-nucleotide messenger RNA. RefSeq lists its product as uncharacterized. NCBI's taxonomy places the organism in Eukaryota, Fungi, Ascomycota, Sordariomycetes, Hypocreales, Hypocreaceae. The annotation marks the transcript as partial. The transcript has 2 exons. Gene Ontology annotation, biological process: regulation of transcription by RNA polymerase II. The record is from RefSeq and is a predicted model, not a curated record. Gene Ontology annotation, molecular function: zinc ion binding; DNA-binding transcription activator activity, RNA polymerase II-specific.
UCAGACGAGAGCCCCCCGCCAAAGCCCUACCAUGCGAAGCGCCCUCACAGAAAGUCCAGGUCCGGCUGCCAGAGCUGCAAGGCGCGCAAGGUCAAAUGCGACGAGGCCCGACCCGUCUGCCGCUCGUGCAGGCUGAGAAGGGCAGACUGCGUCUAUGCCACUGCCCCGAAGGCGCAGAGAUCCGCGGACACGACUCCGUCCUCGUCGGAGUCCCUUGAUGACGGGCCCUUGACGCAUUUCAAGCCCGCCGCCGCGGCGGCGUCUCCAACGACCGCCAAGCUCGCCAGCAUAUCUUCGACUUCGUCCGUAUUGUGUUCGACGCCGAUACUCUCUCUUCUGCUAUGCUGUCCGAUGGGGCUUGACGAGGCGGACAUGAAGGCACUCUGGUUCUAUGCGACGCAAACGUGUACUUCGUUUUCUACCGUCGCAGACGAUGGGCAUCACUACAUCAUGCGGAGCCUCUUGGUUCGAUACGGACCCGAAUCGCCCUUCUUGCUCGACUCCAUCUUCGCCCUGGCUGGCUUGCACAUGCAGCGCCUAAACCAGCAGUUUGACGCCAAGCGCGCUCUGUCCUACCGGGUCAAGGCGUUGGCCGGAUACCGCAAGGCAAUUGAGGAAGCCAAGCCGGGCGACUUUCCUGCUCUGGCAGUGAAUUCCUUGCUCCUCACGGCCUUGUCGUCGGAGCAUUUUCGCGAACCCGACGGCAAGCAGUUGUACAUACUCGACUGGCUUGUCGUGUGGAAGGGCAUCCUCCUCGUCAUGAAUAUCGUCUCCAAGUCAACCGUUGUCGAAAGCGGCCUCAACGGCUUAUUCUUCCGCCCCAAGUCUGAUGUGGAGAAAGCCGCCGCCUUUAUCCCCUCCCAUCUUGUCGUCUUGAUCUCCUCCAUCAGCCCCAGUGACCCCGAGUACCCAUUGCGAGAGACAUAUCAUCAAACGUUAAAGUACCUAGGCAGCCUAUACAUGGACUUGGCGCAGGGCCCUUCCCCGAUGAUGAGCCUGCGAACCAUAACAAUCUUCACCUUUCUCCCCAGUCUGUACAUUGAUGCUGCCCGCAUGUUGCAGCCGCGCGCGCUGGUCAUCCUUGCGCACUUCGCAGCCUUCUUCAAGCUGGUGCAGUGGAGUGUCUGGUGGCUCGAAGGUGUCGGAGACCGCACGAUGCGGGAUAUCUGCCUCUACCUCGAUGCGCAAUGGCAGCCGUUUCUGCAGGUUCCGUUUGCGGCUCUUGAUGCUCAAGAUCAUACGCAGCUGGCCAAGAUUAUA